This is a messenger RNA of Phaethon lepturus (White-tailed tropicbird), 3055 nucleotides long. It is a transcript of the gene ADCY5, whose product is annotated as adenylate cyclase 5. The coding region runs from base 94 to 2259 and encodes 721 amino acids. The transcript is spliced from 17 exons. Gene Ontology annotation, cellular component: plasma membrane. Gene Ontology annotation, molecular function: adenylate cyclase activity. The record is from RefSeq and is a predicted model, not a curated record. Gene Ontology annotation, biological process: adenylate cyclase-activating G protein-coupled receptor signaling pathway; intracellular signal transduction; cAMP biosynthetic process. NCBI's taxonomy places the organism in Eukaryota, Metazoa, Chordata, Aves, Phaethontiformes, Phaethontidae.
CACUGUUUACGUAUCAAGAUCCUGGGUGAUUGCUAUUACUGUGUGUCUGGGUUGCCAGAAGCAAGAGCUGACCAUGCACACUGCUGUGUUGAAAUGGGAAUGGAUAUGAUAGAGGCCAUCUCACUAGUCCGGGAGGUGACGGGAGUAAAUGUCAACAUGAGGGUUGGAAUCCACAGUGGGAGAGUUCAUUGUGGGGUCUUGGGCCUUAGGAAGUGGCAGUUUGACGUGUGGUCCAACGACGUUACGUUAGCCAACCACAUGGAAGCAGGGGGCAAAGCUGGGCGCAUCCACAUAACAAAAGCAACCCUGAACUACCUCAAUGGAGACUAUGAGGUGGAGCUGGGCUUUGGAGGAGAACGCAACGCUUAUCUGAAAGAGCACAGUAUUGAGACCUUCUUGAUUGUACGGUGCAGCCAGAAACGGAAAGACGAGAAAGCCACAAUAGCCAAGAUGAACCGUCAGCGUGCUAAUUCCAUCAGCCAUAACCCACCACACUGGGGUGUUGACCGGCCCUUUUAUAACCACCUUGGAGCUCACCAGGUCUCCAAGGAGAUGAAGAGAAUGGGUUUUGAGGACCCCAAGGACAAGAAUACACAAGAAAGUAUGAACCCAGAAGAUGAAGUGGAUGAGUUUCUGGGCCGUGCCAUCGAUGCCAGAAGUAUUGAUCGAUUACGCUCUGAGCACGUGCGCAAGUUCCUCUUAACAUUCAGGGAGCCUGACUUGGAGAAAAAGUACUCCAAGCAGGUGGAUGACAGGUUUGGAGCCUACGUGGCUUGUGCCUCCCUAGUCUUCCUCUUCAUCUGCUUUGUUCAAAUCAUAAUCGUGCCACACUCUACAUUUAUGCUGGGUUUUUAUCUGACCUGUUUCCUGAUCCUGACCACAGUGGUGUUUGUUUCGGUCAUUUACUCCUGUGUAAAGCUUUUCCCAGCUCCACUCCAGACUCUCUCUAGGAAGAUUGUACAGUCCAGGACCAAUAGUACCUUAGUUGGAGUCUUUGCAAUUAUCCUGGUUUUUCUAUCUGCCUUUGUCAACAUGUUCAUGUGCAGCACUGUGGAUCUUGCCAGCUGCAUGGCUGCAGAAUACAAUAUCACUCCUGACCGGGUGGACAUAUGCCUUAUCAGCAACCUGACUUCCAACUACAGCCUGGGCACCUUGCAGGGAUUCUGUGACAGUCCUUUGCCCAACUGCAACUUUCCAGAGUACUUUACCUACAGUGUCUUACUGAGUCUCCUGGCCUGCUCUGUGUUCCUUCAGAUCAGCUGUAUCGGAAAACUGAUCCUUAUGUUAGUCAUUGAAUUUAUAUAUGUUCUCAUUGUGGAAGUGCCAGGGGUCAACCUUUUUGACAAUGCAGAUCUCCUGGUUACAGCUAACACCUACGUGUCUGCAAAUGCAACGUUAUCAUGCUCUCCAGCGAUGACACGAGUUGCGCUGAAGAUUGUGACCCCUGUCAUCAUUACUGUCUUUGUUCUGGCGCUGUACUUGCAUGCCCAGCAAGUGGAAUCCACUGCAAGGCUUGAUUUCCUCUGGAAGCUCCAGGCCACUGAAGAGAAAGAAGAAAUGGAGGAGCUGCAGGCCUAUAACAGACGCCUCCUCCACAACAUUUUGCCGAAGGACGUGGCAGCCCAUUUCUUGGCUCAGGAGCGGCGAAAUGAUGAACUGUAUUACCAGUCCUGUGAGUGCGUGGCUGUCAUGUUUGCCUCCAUAAGCAACUUCUCAGAAUUUUAUGUGGAGCUGGAGGCCAACAAUGAAGGGGUGGAGUGUCUGAGACUGCUCAACGAGAUCAUUGCUGAUUUUGAUGAAAUAAUAAGCGAAGACCAAUUUCGGCAGCUGGAGAAGAUCAAGACCAUUGGCAGCACGUAUAUGGCUGCAUCGGGCCUCAACGAUUCCACUUAUGACAAGGAAGGGAAGACGCAUAUCAAAGCUCUGGCUGAUUUUGCCAUGAGGUUAAUGGACCAAAUGAAAUACAUUAAUGAACAUUCAUUCAACAACUUCCAGAUGAAGAUAGGCCUCAAUAUUGGUCCUGUCGUAGCUGGGGUGAUAGGAGCACGCAAACCCCAGUAUGACAUAUGGGGCAACACGGUGAAUGUCGCCAGCCGAAUGGACAGCACAGGUGUGCCUGACAGGAUUCAGGUAACUACAGACAUGUACCAGGUUUUAGCAGCCAACAACUAUCAGCUGGAGUACCGAGGGGUCAUAAAGGUCAAAGGCAAAGGAGAAAUGACCACCUACUUUCUAAAUGAAGGGCCUCCAAUUAGUUAGCACCAAUUGCAGCAUUACUCAAAGACAGAAUUGCUUUACACGAGGUAGAUUGUGAAUCGGAGAAGAAUCGCUUUUUGGCAGUGAAGCUGAAAACGCAGCGCAGCUGAAACUUCACACGGUGACUCUGGAGCUGGUAUCAGCAAACUCUUUGGCCACCCGUCAUGAAUGGCAAUCGAAAGAAACCACCUUGGCAUUGUUCCUGUCCGAGAGCUAAGUCAACCAAAGAUGUGUACUACAGAGUUCACAGAUAAGACAUGGAUUUGGAAUUUUUAAAAAAGGCUGCUACCACAGGAUGAUAUAAGAAGCUAUUUAAGUAUUUAUUGACGCAACACAACAUUUACUUGGUUGAAGGAAUGUAUGAUUCACUACAAAGCAUUAUUUUGGAAUGGAUUUGCACUCCCAUAAUGUUUCCAUCCCAUACUGCCAGCUAUUUGAAGUGUACCACUGUGCUUUUAUUGGCUGUUUUGAAUGGGCUUUCAAAACUGACACCCACUGUUGCAGCACACGAAAAGGCCUUUUAGAAGGGUGUCCGUAAUGGUUCAGUGUGAAAAGACAUUACAGCCCUGGCCCUCUCUUUUCCCUUCUUCUGUGUGGCUAAAUGACUGCUCUUCUGAGUGGGGCUGGCACAGCCGAUGAAGGGGAACAUCGAGAUAACGGAAGAUGGCUCUACAACCAUAUUUAUUAAGAAGUCUUCUGUGCUCUUCUUUGGUAUAUAUCAGUUUACAUGGGAAAGACUAGAUGUAAACAAGAGACACUUUGUGGGGGGAACUCCCCUGAAAUUUGUUGUGGGUUUUUU